CCGCUUUGCCAAUCGAAGCCUAAACUGAGAGGAGGAUUGUAGGGCUUUUGCUAGGGUUUUCCGAUUCCUCGAUCAUAGGGGGACACCGAUUCUUCGAUAUCUCUAGAACGGUAAACCCUCCCAGAUUCUUUGACUUCCGUCAGAUUGGAGCUGAUUCGAUGGCCUUCUCCUCGGCAUUUCGCCGCGUCUUCACGCCGUCGUCGAUUCUUCAGUCGCAGCUCGCUUCGAUUCGUUUGAGUUCAACUCUCACCACUCCAAAGCUCUUCAUCAGCGGCCUCUCAAGAUUGACAACAGAUGAGAAGCUCAGAGAAGCAUUUGCACCCUUUGGCCAGCUUCUUGAAGCAAAUGUUGUCGUAGAUAGAGCAUCAGGAAGGUCAAAAGGGUUUGGUUUUGUUGCAUAUGCGUCCAUAGAAGAAGCUGAGAAAGCAAAGAAAGAGAUGAAUGCCAAGUUUCUGGAUGGAUGGGUUAUUUUUGUUGACCCUGCAAAACCAAGGGAACCGAGACCUCCUCAGCAACCAGAGCCGCAGCCUUCUGAUGCAGGUUUCAGAGUAAACAAAACCAUUGGUUGGUGUGGUUGAUUGAUGCGAAGGAUUUCUUUCUUCUUUCCAUUUUUUAGUUUUACAACUAAUCAAGAGUUUCGUGUAAGGCAAUUUUUAAUAUUGUUCUUGGAGAAAUAUUUUUGGUUACCAUAUAUGUUAUCUUCUAUGCUAAAACCUAUUACAAGUUACCUGCGUAAUUGACCAGUUACCAUCCCUAGUUUUGUGGCAGCAA
Messenger RNA from Diospyros lotus (date-plum), 771 nucleotides. Its product is annotated as organelle RRM domain-containing protein 2, mitochondrial. The record is from RefSeq and is a predicted model, not a curated record. The transcript is spliced from 3 exons. Gene Ontology annotation, molecular function: RNA binding. Bases 159 to 578 code for a protein of 139 amino acids. NCBI's taxonomy places the organism in Eukaryota, Viridiplantae, Streptophyta, Magnoliopsida, Ericales, Ebenaceae.